AUGGUAGUUACGAAUAACGACAUUCUAGAAAAUGCACGUGUCAUGGCCAAGAACAACGUUUCCACUAACAAAGGCGCGCGGCGCAAUGAAGGCACAGCCCUGCGUCCAUGGAAGCAUCCCACGGUAGGCGCGGACGUUCUGGUGAUACAUGACAGGGUACAUGUGACGGUUUGUCUGCAGGUAAUGCGCCAUGAUCGCAAGCCGAGCCCCCACGUCCUUCAUCAUAAAUCCAAGAUAGGGCACAAGGCCAGGCACAAUGUUUGCAGGCAUGCCGGUUUCGUAACAAAUAAAUUGACACCAGAGAAACUAACUGGCACACAGCGCGAGUGCGGGAUGCACGUUGAUCCCUCCUUUUGUUGCGAUUAG
This is a messenger RNA of Trypanosoma rangeli, 366 nucleotides long. RefSeq lists its product as uncharacterized. The coding region runs from base 1 to 366 and encodes 121 amino acids. NCBI's taxonomy places the organism in Eukaryota, Euglenozoa, Kinetoplastea, Trypanosomatida, Trypanosomatidae. The record is from RefSeq and is a predicted model, not a curated record. The transcript has a single exon.